CAGCUCUAGCAUCUAGAGAAAGAAUGCAAAUCUGAAUUCUAAGUUGCACUUGCAUCCUUUUCCUAUGUCACUGUGCAUGGGACACAGAAUUGGGUAAUCACGAAAUCCCUUUCUUCUUCUUCUCCCACACAAAAUCCCUUCAAUGCUCCACUUUUCAACGCUCCGAAUUCCCAUUCCCAUUUCUAGGUACUGUAUCACCUCAAUUUCCUCAUUCUCUUCCUUCGUUCUUCUCAAUUCAACCUCCAUUGCUCAUAAUUUCCUUUGCUGAAGACACCCCCACUUCGUGAUUCACUUUUUCGGAGCUCAAUCUAGCUCUUGCAGAUCUUGGGUUUCACCCCAAACUUCGUGUGAAUCUUGAAUUCCAAUGAAAUAAAUAAUCUUUCUUUUUUUUGUUAUUAUUAUUAUUAUGAACACCCAAAUGGAGAUUUCCAGUGGAGGUUGUUCUCCUAGGAUUAGGUCUGAAUAUUCAAGAAAAGAGGGAUCCGAGGGAACCCCUUUUCAGCACAUGGAACUCUCUGAUCGUGAUCGCAAUUUCCAAGUCCAAUCGAUGAACGCUUUGGAAAUUCUGAGAGAAACCGUCAGGAUCCUUAGGUUCAAUUCGUGGGGUUUCAUGGCAAUCGCUUUUAUGCUUAUUUGUCCUGUUUCUGCUGUGCUUUUAUCUAAUGUAAUAGUGGAUGAGUCUAUUGUCAAGAAUCUGUCCAUCAGACUUAUGUUGGUUGCACAGACUAGUGGUCUCCCUCUCAGACCAAUCAUCAAACAGUCUUGUCAGCGGUUCGCGGAGACCGUGGUUUCAUCGGCCAUGUGCUUUCCUUUCUAUGCUACGUUGUUGUUGUUGUCAAAGGCUGCGGUCGUCUACUCCGUAGAUUGUACUUAUUCGAGGAAGAAGUUCGAUGCUUCCAAGUUUUGUGUGAUUGUUGCCAAGUUUUGGAGGAAGAUCCUGUUCACAUAUAUGUGGGUGUGUACGGUUAUAGUUUGCUGCAUUACAUUGUUCUGUGUUUUCCUUGUUGCGUUCUGCAGUGCUUUGGCUGUUCUUGGGUUUUUACCAGAUGUUGUUGUGUAUUGUGCAAUGCUGGUUGGGCUGGUUUUCUCGGUUGUCUUUGCCAAUGCCAUAAUCAUCUGCAACAUUGCGAUGGUGAUCUCGGUGUUGGAGGAUGUUUCGGGAGCGCAGGCUAUGCUUCGGUCAAGUAUUUUGAUCAAGGGUCAGACGCAGGUGGGUCUGCUGAUAUUUCUCGGAUCAACGAUAGGAAUGGCCUUUGUGGAGGGCUUGUUUGAGCACAGAGUAAAGACACUGAGCUAUGGUGAUGGAUCUUCGAGAGUGUGGGAAGGGCCGCUCUUGGUGGUAAUGUAUUCAUUUGUGGUGCUUAUAGAUUCCAUGAUGAGUGCAGUUUUCUAUUUCAGUUGUAGAUCUUCUAACAUGGAGAUCUCAGAUGUUGAAGGCAAGUCAAUUUUAGAAACUAUGGCCAUUUCUGCUGAAUCAAUGGGCAUUCAAUGACAUUGCCGGCAUGAUAUUGACUGUAUGCCGAUUGAAUGAAUAAGAUGCAGAGGGACGCUGUAAGAGAUUGUUCCCAGAAAAUUGUGUUGCCAUUGAGGAUCCUUGCAAGUUGCAACAAUUCUUCUUCUGAGCAUUGAAUAGGAGAGCUAUGUAGAUUGAAUGACUUUGGAUGGCUUUUACCUUGAUGAGCUUGCUCAUUUCAGCGUACGGAAAUUGCUUCUUUUAGUUAUAUUACAAACACGGAGAAACAUUAAGCGGGAUAGUCAAUGUAUUUGUUUUUGGAGUGUCAGUGGAAAAGCUAAUAUUUUAUAGACAAAUGGAAGAAAUUAAUUUAAAUUGAACCACAUUUCUAUUGUUCCCUUGUGAUACACAGUUUGAUCUUUAGUUUCAAACAUCAAUGAACUACAAUUAGCUUAUUUAGACCGAUAUGCUCAUCUCUAAAAUCUUUACUAUUUGAGAAAGAUGUGAAAGGUGAGUCUAUCAAAUUCAGUUCUUAUAUCUGUCUCUGUCUUUUACAAAUAUCUCCUGAUGCUUAAAAGUAUAUUUCUUUCUUUGUUAUAAAAUGGUUAGGGGUCUUUCAAGGCUAAGGCAUGCGACAAGCCUCACUGAGAGAUCUUAGGUUGGUAUGUAUAAAUCUGUCUACUAAGGGAAAGUACUUGCUGUGAUGUUUGAAAGUUUGUUUUCUAA
Messenger RNA from Glycine soja, 2179 nucleotides. RefSeq lists its product as uncharacterized. The record is from RefSeq and is a predicted model, not a curated record. The transcript has a single exon. Bases 407 to 1492 code for a protein of 361 amino acids. Lineage: Eukaryota; Viridiplantae; Streptophyta; Magnoliopsida; Fabales; Fabaceae.